UGUUUAACCCACAGUAAGGGAGUGAGCGCUGUCAGCAACAUAAAAGCAAUAAAAAAAGAUCUGCUCUUAGCUGCCACGAUGACAUGUUCAAAGGGCAGAAACCACAAGUGCAGUUUACCAAAGUGCACUUUUUCUUAUUGAUUGACAAAUGGCCACGAUGGACGCUGAGGAAUGUGCAAAGAAGAAAGGGUAUGGAUACAAUGUUGCUGUCAUCAAUUCUCCAGCUCCGGUAACCUUCCAAGAAACGCACGCCCGCACACUUCAAUGAUGCUGGAUUCAGGUCAUGUGUUCCGUUUUGGUUCCCGCUUCAGUUCAUGCAGCACUUUUACAACGUCACCUUCCUCGAGCGUUAUGCUGAACCAAUGGAGGAGAACCUGCUGACUGUGCUAUGGUCUCUGUCCGUGUCUAUGUACCCGCUGGGAGGCUUCUUUGGCUCUCUCAUGGUGGCACCGCUGGUGAACAAAUUAGGAAGAAAGGGCGCUCUCCUCUUCAACAACAUCUUCUCUAUCGUGCCUGCGUUGAUGAUGGGAGUCAGUGAGCUGGCCAAAUCUUAUGAGAUCAUUAUCGUGGCUCGGUUCAUAGUGGGCAUCUGCGCAGGUCUUUCAUCCAACGUGGUGCCCAUGUAUCUGGGCGAACUUGCUCCCAAAAACCUGAGAGGAGCCAUAGGAAUCGUACCACAGCUUUUCAUUACCAUUGGCAUCCUCUGUGCCCAAGUGCUGGGAAUCAGAAACCUACUAGGCAACAGCAAAGGUUGGACCCUCCUGCUGGGCAUUACUGGCAUUCCUGCUGUGAUUGAGCUCAUCCUGCUGCCCUUCUUCCCGGAGAGCCCUAGGUACACACUCAUCCAGAAAGGCGAUGAGGCGACCGCAAAGAAAGCGUUGCAGAGACUGCGUGGCAUGGACGAUGUGACUGCAGAACUUUCAGAGAUGUGUCUGGAAGACCAGUCGGAGAGGGUGGAGGGUCGUUUGUCCGUGCUGUCCCUGCUUGGCCAGCGCUCCCUUCGCUGGCAGAUGGUCUCCAUCAUCGUCAUGAACAUGGGGCAGCAGCUGUCAGGGGUGAAUGCGAUCUACUAUUAUGCAGACAGCAUAUAUGCCAGCGCAGGAGUCACAAAGAAUGACAUCCAGUAUGUCACAGUGGGAACAGGUGCCGUAAAUGUCUUCAUGACCAUCGCGGCUGUCUUCAUUGUGGAAGCCUCAGGACGACGCCUCCUACUCCUCUGUGGUUUUGGGAUUUGCUGCGGCGCAUGUAUCCUCCUUACGGUGGCGCUCACCUUCCAGGAAAGUGUGACGUGGAUGCCCUACGUCAGCAUCACGUGUGUUAUCAUCUACAUCAGUGGUCAUGCUAUUGGACCCAGUCCUAUCCCUUAUGUGGUGACUACUGAGAUGUUUCGGCAGUCAGCCAGGCCCGCUGCCUUCAUGGUGGCAGGCUCUGUCCACUGGCUGUCAAACUUCACUGUUGGCCUGCUAUUCCCUUUUAUGGAGAGAGGCCUAGGCCCCUACAGCUUUGUCGUUUUUUCCUUCAUUUGUCUGGCCACGCUGAUCUACAUCUGGCUGGUUGUCCCCGAGACCAAGAACAAGACCUUUCUUGAGAUCUGCCAGAUGUUUGCCAAGAGGAACAGAGUGGAGAUCAAACUGGGCGAUGGCAGUGCGUCACUGAAAGGGAGCAAAGAAAAGCCGCAGGAAGUCGAGAAGGUCACAGCCUUUUGAAGACAGCAAUAGAUAUUUCACAUGAGAGGAAGUCCUCGCUUUAGGGGGGUAUGGGAAUUGCAUCACACUGCAUGUUCCUCUAGUUGUAUUUUUAACAAAUGUUACAGCAGUCUUUUGUAGAAAAAAUGACCACACUACUAGAGGCAUAAAUAGACAUUAAGUAUGUAACUUUAUUCCCAAAAGAAAGAUGAUGAAUGUAUGAAUGAAACUUGUUGACGUUUAAUACGAGGAGUGACAAUAAAGAAACUGGCAGCAUGGCUGACUGCCUUUGUCACCUCAUUA
Molecule: messenger RNA, 1988 nt
Organism: Syngnathus typhle (broad-nosed pipefish)
Lineage: Eukaryota; Metazoa; Chordata; Actinopteri; Syngnathiformes; Syngnathidae
Product: solute carrier family 2, facilitated glucose transporter member 5-like
Exons: 11
Coding region: 315-1706 (463 amino acids)
Biological process (GO): monosaccharide transmembrane transport
Cellular component (GO): membrane
Molecular function (GO): hexose transmembrane transporter activity
Source: RefSeq, a predicted model, not a curated record